GAAAUUAAAAGUGAUUUAGCGUGGCACGAAACGAAACAGCCUUCUUUGCGCGCCCAACCGCAAAAAAUACAACAGUGAAGUGGACAAGUCAAGAUUGAAAUGGAUCAGUCAAUGUGGGGUCUGAAAAUAAUAUAAAAUAAUAUUUUGAAGAACACGAGCCACGACGGCUAAUUUUUCGUAUUUUCUUCUUGAAUUGAUCGCUGGCGUUACAUUCACUAAUCCUAGUGAAUAGUUGUAGACAACUGAGAAUUUCAAAGGUAAAAUGUAAAUCUAUUUUUCUCCAGCCGUCGUUCUUCUAGCCGCCGUCGUCAUUUUUUAAGCUCCCUGUUGCUGCUGUUACACCGCAGUCAAGCGCUAUGCGACGUGCUCUGCGUUUCCUCGUUGACAUAAAUCCACUUUGCAUGAAAGGUUUAUGUACAAAAGUAAUCCUAGACACAUUCAGACUGACCUUUCAAGCGAGAACACGAGGUGCAAUUUGUAAUGAAAAAAUUUAGCUUUUCUUUUCCUCUUCUCUCUAGUCUGCGUGCACACAAGCGAGAAACACGUCGGGUUUAAUUUUCGUGUUAACAGCGUACAAAAAUAAGGGCCAGAAAUAGCUAUCUUCUCCUCUGGCUAACGCAAAGAUAAACAAUACAGAGUGCGUGAUGGAUCACUCUUUCCAUCGCUGUUGAACGUGGACUGCUUGGAAUAGUACAUGUUACAAUAUAAACACGCAGUGAUAACCUGCCACUGUUAUGGGAAGGAUUCUACUAAAACUAAUCGAGACUUAAUUAUUAGCGUCCUCGCUUAGUCUGUUUUAAGGUAACAUUAAGACAACUUCUGAAUGAGGGACAAGAGCCCGAAGUACUUACGAGAGCAGCUAUCCAGAGAGGCGCAAACAAGUAACUGGUGUAUAUGAAGCGGACUUCAUACCUAUCCACAAUGCCAAGCACAAAAAAGAUGGCCCCCAUCACAACCUGAACCAUCGAGAUGACUUUCAAGAAUCGUCUGUUAUGCCCCAUUUUACCGUUCGGCGAAGUGAUUGAAAGAAAUAUAGAGUUGAAUUUUGAAAUUCAGCUUAGACCACAGAACGCCCGUACAAGCGGCGUGUCUGGUUAGUAUUUACAUGUUUACAAAUUUGGAUAUGAAAUUUCCCCAGUAAGUCACGCAUGCGGAAAAUUAUCUGUUAGAACUACCGCACACCACGUUUGAUUGCAAUAACUCUUACAACUUUGAACAGCUUGACGUAAAAUGGCGUACAACAGUCGGGAUUUGAAAGUCGUUUCCAUAGUUCAGCUCGUAAUGACCGCCAUCUUCUUGAUCCUUGGUUUAGUAGAUCGAUUUCAAGUAAGAUAUUUAUAUACCAGCUUUCUGAUGUCGCCAUGUUGGACGGCUGCCAUUGUGUUACCAGCUGGCAUCAUGGGAGUGAUUUUGGUCAACAAAUCAAGUCCCUCCUCGACUUUGAUUAACGCCGUGAGCUCUGUGAGCAUGACGAGCGUCAUAGUAUCAGGUAUAACCGUGUAUCAAUAUAAAUGGGCUGUGGGCAGAAUACUGAUCGCUAACCUAUACUCUGCGGGUAUGUAUCGGGAAGUCACUGACUUUGCCAACAAGGACGUGCCUCUUAAACUCACCGACCAGGAAAAGACUGUGGUAGCAAUAAGCUCCUUGAUUGCAAUAUUUUCCACCAUUGAGGUUGCCCUCGGCCUUUGUGCCGCUUGGAUCAGUGAUUCUCUCUACCAGCCUCCCCAAGAGAAUCAAAUCAGUCAGGCAAGAAAUGUGAAUAACCAGUUUGGAGCCGGACAAAUCCCAAUGCACCCACCCUAUACAGCAGCUCAGCCUAUGGUUGCUGUUCCAGUACCCAGCUACAAUGCCCUUAAGUAGUCAGUUUUCUUCUUGCUUUUACUCAGUUAUUCUUUUAAAUGAAUCUCCCAACAUAUUUAAAAUUAAUAUUGAACUCAUCCAAAUCUUUUGAAAUUUUGCAACAAAUAUAACUUAGCAUUUUGGCCUUUAGCACUGUUUC
Messenger RNA from Orbicella faveolata, 1999 nucleotides. RefSeq lists its product as uncharacterized. Lineage: Eukaryota; Metazoa; Cnidaria; Anthozoa; Scleractinia; Merulinidae. The record is from RefSeq and is a predicted model, not a curated record.